Parnassius apollo (apollo) is the source of this 1059-nucleotide messenger RNA. Lineage: Eukaryota; Metazoa; Arthropoda; Insecta; Lepidoptera; Papilionidae. The record is from the annotation of a GenBank genome assembly.
AUGGCAUCAAGGGGUAUAAAAAUAUUAUGCAACAAAUGUGAUAAGGAAAUACAUCAUAAGGAAUUUCUUAAAUGUUAUGUAUGCAAAUACAUUUAUGAAAUUGAAUGCUUAAGUACAACAUCCAAACGCUUCUAUCUAAUGUCUAAAGAACGUAAACUUAAAUGGAAGUGCCAAACUUGCUUGGGACAGAAUACAGAUGUUACAGAAGCUAAAACCCCACAAAAACUAAGCAAUACGACAAAAUCAUGUUCAUUAAAAAAAACUUUGCGUACUGAUGAAAACAUAACACAGAGAAAGCCAAGAGUGGGUAAAUACAUUUCAAUUGAAGAUUUAUCAAGUAAUGAGAUCUUAGAAAGCUCCACAUUCUUAGAUGAUAGUUCACAAAGUUUACCUAAUUUGACAACCACGGAAAGCUCCCUGAUUAAUGAUCUUAGGAAUGAAAUACAUGCGCUUUCUACACAACUAUCUAGCGCACACAACGAAAUAGAUUUAUUAAAUUUGGAAAUCACAAAACAUCAAAAGAAAAUUACUGAACAGCAAAAGAAGCUCGAUAUAUACAAAAAACUUUUGUCAAAUGGAGAAGUAUCUUCACGAAGGUCAACACCGUUGAAGUUAGAUAAAAUUACACCGAUAAAGUUAGAUAAAAUUAUAUCCAAAUCACAGGAUACGAAUAGUAAAACCAAAGUUGAACAAAGUCUAAAUACUCAUUCGAUCAUAGAAAAAGACCUAAAACUGCAAGAAAUUUGCAUAGAAAAAAAGAAAGAUGUAUGCAAUACAUCCAAUAAAACACUUAUGUCCCCUUUACCUUUAGCAACAUUUACGGAGGCAAAACCUAAUAUUAAAAAGAAUACGAUCACAAUUCUUGGGGAUGAAAAUACGUCGGGUUUAUCUUCAGCUUUAUACAAAUCAAGAGAAGGAAAAUGGAAUAAUAAGUAUAUGCCAUUAGCUAUAAUAAAACCAAACGCUUCCUCAUGCGAUAUUUUAAUGCAUUGCAACCAACUUGAAUAUACAGUAACAUUAAGUGACUAUGUUAUAUUGUGUGUUGGGAGCCAUGACUAA